Messenger RNA from Paracoccidioides brasiliensis Pb18, 1647 nucleotides. RefSeq lists its product as uncharacterized. The transcript has a single exon. Bases 1 to 1647 code for a protein of 548 amino acids. The record is from RefSeq and is a predicted model, not a curated record.
AUGCCCAAGAAAUACCACAAAUUCACAAACUCCAGGCCAAGUUCCACCAUCCAUCCAUCGCUCACCUCUUUUGCUGCUUUAGGCGCCAAAAAUAGCGGCUCCAAGGCUGAAAGCGGUCUCUCCGUGAAUGAUCUCAUCCAUCACCUUCGCCGCACGCAAGUGUCCAGACAUGAUGAGGCUGUCGCAGGACCUUCGCUGGUGGCUCCCAGGUCUGUCCAUCCCUCGAUAAGGAAUUUGCUGGAGCUCCCUGAGACUCCUCCUCCACGCCCGCGCCCCGGGACCCGGGUCGUUGGUGAGCGGAGGGUGCGGAGAACACCUGGCCCAGCUGCUCCCAUGAGCUGGCUGGCACCUAAUAAUAUGGCGGAUAGAGGGCAACCUGAGGGCGAGAAUGAGCACGAUGAUGCUGGCAAUGACAUUGGCGGGAGAAAUCUUCGGUUAGAUCGUCUGCCAGGCAUACUUUUCCCGCAAGAGCGUAGCCUGCAGCAUAUGAUUUUGAAAUCGAUGGCGCUGAACUGGGACUCGCACCUCUUGUACGAUGGUGUGUUUCUGUCUGAGCUUCCAACCCUGUUGAAGCAGCUGCUCCUUAGUUACAUUGCUACAUAUACACACCACGCUUCAAUGGGGAUAGGAAUGAAAGGCUUAAAACCUCUGUUCCUGGAUGGUUCCGAAGACGAUGUCACAGAGACCCCUUCGGAUGUUAUUCGUCUGGACCUGGGCUCCGCUAUUGGCCGCUGGAUCACACUGAAGCAACUAACACGAGAGGUGAAGGCUACGGAUGGACCUGAGUCCCUCUCCCACUCCAAAAAGCAAGAGAACACACCCCCAUUCUCCUGGGAAGAAGAAGCAGAGGCACAACAGUCAUCCUCCAUUAUCUCCGCAACCCUGCCUCAACCCCUCCAACAACGCUUCCACAACCUCAAAUUCCUCUCCCUCGCCAACCCCAUCCCCCAAGAAGCCAGCUGGCCCUCCCUCCUCAACCUCCUCAACCACCUGUCAACCAUAACUCACCUUUCUCUCGCCUUCUGGCCUACCCCAACCCUAACGCCAAACUCGCUCACAGCAAGCAUGAAAAGCCCAAAACUCAGCUCCCUCUCCUUCGCCUACGGCGGAACAGAUAUGUAUUCCGCCUCCGAAAACAACUGGAUCGAGGCAGCCGCCGUCCUCCGCAAACUCUCCAAGGCGACCUAUUGUCUCAAAUGGCUGGACUUGGAAGGGUGUAGCGACUGGCUGCCAGCGCUAAGCUGGAAUGGGAUCGAUGCGCAUGGGAAUUUCCACGUCACGGCUGGCCCGGAGUGGAACGGGGCGUGGAGAGGGGUUGAGUGGCUGGCUCUGGGACCGGGCUGGUUCCCGGAUGUUUCUGAUGUGGAGGACUUGUAUUUUAUUUACGAGAAGGACAAGGCACCUCUGCGUGGGGUUGAACCUGAAAGCGGUGACCCUCCUACACCUGGAUCAUCGAGGGUUCGGGAUAGGAAGUUUUGCAUAAAGGAGCGGGAUGAGUAUCGGAGGCUUAUUGGGUCUGCGGUUGAGGUGAAGAAGCAGGUGCAGGCAAUUAGGACAAAAGGGGGUGGGAAGUGGCUGGAGGUUUCUCUAGGGCCGGAGAGUGAAAGGGACCUUAGGAUGAGGGUGUGUGGGGAUAUAGUAAAGUGA